Molecule: messenger RNA, 1008 nt
Organism: Aspergillus udagawae
Lineage: Eukaryota; Fungi; Ascomycota; Eurotiomycetes; Eurotiales; Aspergillaceae
Product: metallophosphoesterase family protein
Exons: 1
Coding region: 1-1008 (335 amino acids)
Biological process (GO): polyphosphate catabolic process
Cellular component (GO): cytoplasm
Molecular function (GO): endopolyphosphatase activity; phosphatase activity
Source: RefSeq, a predicted model, not a curated record
AUGACUCACACAAAGGUUCCUGAUGAGAUAUUUCCAAUCACAACAUUUAUUUCGGAGCUACCGAGCAGUCUCGUUCCGCAGUCCCUCCCAUCAUCUUCCGAAAAUGGCCCUGUCAGCAGACGCUUGGUCAUUGUAGGCGAUGUGCAUGGGAUGAGAAAAUCCCUGGAGGCGCUCCUAGUCAAAGUUGGCUUCGACAAAGGCAAAGGAGAUCAUCUAAUACUAACUGGCGACCUGGUCAAUAAAGGGCCCGAUAGUCCUGGUGUUGUCGAUCUGGCUGUUAAGCUAGGCGCCAGCGCAGUGAGAGGCAACCAUGACAAUGCAGUUCUUAAUGCGGCUGCUGAGAUCAAAGCCACAAGGGAUAGUCUACAGCAAUCUGGAGGCUUGACGGGCAGUCAGGCCUUACCCAAAAAUCCUGAAGUUGACGUGCCUGGGGAUACUCUCCAAGAUUUUAAGAAUCCUGACAAAGGCGCAUCUGCUACAACCGGCGCUAGUAUGAAACAUAGCGCAGCAACAUAUACCACAGCGUUGGCACUUUCAACCCGCCAGCUCGACUGGCUUGCCACUUUGCCGUUGAUCUUGCGCGUCAAGCUACCUCCUAACUUGACGUCCCCCUCCCCCUUCGGCGAUACUUUGAUUGUUGUACAUGCCGGCCUCGUUCCUGGUAUUCCACUCGAAGCGCAGGACCCACACGCUAUCAUGCAUAUGCGGUCUCUCGACCGCACACCUGGUGACGAGAGUGAACUCAAACCUGCUGAGGCCUCUGGGGAAGAAGGCUGGGCUAUGGAAUGGGAUCGAUGGCAAGAUAAGGUAGCAUCCAAGACCACUGUGAUAUUUGGUCACGAUGCAAAGCGUCGUUUGCAGCUGGGCAGGUAUACAAUCGGACUGGAUUCAGCAUGUUCAUACGGCCAUCGUUUAAGCGCGCUUGUGAUUACGGCCUCCGACAGGGAAAUUGAGCAUCAGAUUAUUCAAGUCGAAUGCGCUGAUGAGCCUGUACCCCCAACGGCAUAG